AUGGGUUUCUUCACGAGUGUUUUGGGUAUCAUCGGUUUCGCAAUCGGAAUCCCUAUUGGACUCAUCAUUGGAUUCUUCGCUUUGGUUUAUUCUCAACCUAAACACGAAGAGUAUCCACCUGCAAGGCCACUAGUUGAAACUAGCAUCAGUGUGCUUCUUGAUCUUUUACCAGACAUACCAUUAUGGAUUAAGAAUCCUGAUUAUGAAAGAGUGGAUUGGUUUAACAGGUUUCUCGCAUACAUGUGGCCUUACCUCGAUAAGGCGAUUUGCGGGAUUAUCCAGAGUUGUGCGCGACCGAUAUUUGCGGAUUAUAUUGGAACGUUCUGUAUAGAAUCCAUAGAGUUUGAGAAAUUGAGCCUUGGACCGCUUCCACCAACAGUUCAUGGUGUUAAGUUUUACGAGACCAACGAGAAGGAGCUUCUGUUUGAACCAUCAAUAAAGUGGGCAGGUAAUCCCAAUAUUGUUUUGGUGAUAAAGAUGCUGUCUUUACGAAUAAAAGUUCAGCUCGUAGAUCUUCAAAUUUUCGCUAUAAUGCGUGUAGCUCUGAAGCCUCUUCUACCGACUUUUCCUUGUUUCGGAACAGUUGUAGUUUCAUUGAUGGAAAAGCCGCAUGUUGAUUUUGGAUUGAAAGUGCUUGGUGGAGAUCUCAUGUCCAUACCGGGUCUCUACAGAUAUGUUCAGGAAACUAUUAAAAGGCAAGUUUCAAGCAUGUACCAUUGGCCACAAGUGCUUGAGAUACCUAUUCUUGAUGCUUCAACAGUGUCCGUGAAGAAGCCUGUAGGAUUACUACAUGUGAACAUCAUUCGAGCUCAAAAUCUCCUCAAGAAGGACUUCCUUGGAACAUCCGACCCUUAUGUCAAGCUUAGCUUGACCGGAGAAAAGCUUCCAGCAAAGAAAACCACCAUAAAGAAGAGGAAUUUGAAUCCGGAAUGGAACGAACACUUCAAGCUCAUCGUGAAGGACCCAAUAACACAAGUCCUUCAACUAGAAGUCUUCGACUGGGACAAGGUCAGUGGGCACGACAGACUGGGAAUGCAGAUGAUCCCCUUGCAGAAGAUUAACCCGGGAGAGAAGAAGGCAUUUAAUCUGGAUCUGAUCAAGAACUCGAACAUUGUUAUGGAUUCUCGGGACAAGAAACAAAGAGGAAAACUAGAGUUGGAUCUCAGGUAUGUGCCAUUCAGAGAAGAAAGCCUUAAAAGUAGAAACGAAAAUCAGGAUGAGUACCAGAGAAAAGAAAGCACAGGGGAGAAAUCAUCAGAGGACGAUGAAUUUCUCAGCCAUGCCGGUCUACUCACAGUUGCAAUCCAAUCGGCCAAAGAUGUUGAAGGCAAGAAGAAACACACCAACCCUUACACUCUUGUUCUCUUCAGGGGAGAAAAGAAGAGAACAAAGAUGUUGAAGAAAACAAGAGACCCACGAUGGAACGAGGAAUUCCAGUUUACACUUGAGGAGCCGCCAUUGAAAGAGAGUAUACGCGUUGAGGUCAUGAGUAAAGGAACUGGCUUUCACUUUCGGUCCAAGGAGCAACUAGGACAUGUAGACAUAAAUCUUGGCGAUGUUGUUGACAAUGGAAGGAUCAACCAAAAAUACCAUCUUAUCAAUUCCAGAAACGGCGUUAUUCACAUUGAGAUCCGUUGGACGACUAGUUGA
Molecule: messenger RNA, 1650 nt
Organism: Arabis nemorensis
Lineage: Eukaryota; Viridiplantae; Streptophyta; Magnoliopsida; Brassicales; Brassicaceae
Source: the annotation of a GenBank genome assembly